CACCUAAAACUUCUAGGUAUAAGAGUGUUAGCCAUAUUAUGAUUUUUUUCCCCAGACCGAUUCCUGGUAUUUCUUUGUCCCACGCAUUUAGGAGAUUUAGUUAUACAUUCUGAUACGUUGUCUGACUAGAAUUUAUGGCAAAUUUUAGUUACUACGGUCACAUUUGGCUGACUCUAAAAUAGCAGAAGGAUCAUAUUAUACUAUUCUUUGACCCUAUUAUAUUUACGUUACUGGACUCUUUGUGAUAGCCUCUAGCUGCUUUCUAUCUGUGUCCUUCUUGAGCAAAAUACGCUCAACAGUAAAUAGAAGCAGGGUGUCGUGUUAGAAAUGAAGUUCUCAUGUGAAAAUAUGUAUUUCUGCACAGCAUCAUGAAAGCAAAAGGUUUAUUUAAUACUUGUCAAUACCUGAAGACAUAGUCCAGCAUUAACAAAUAAUAAUAAAGAAUGAUAAUACUCUAAUAAUGUGGCAAUCCUAGUGUGAAAACGCACAUGACCCUAGGUUUUCCUGAAGAUUUUCAGAAUUCUCCCCAUUAGUACAACCAGUGGUGGACAUUGCUGUUGCAUUUCCCAAUGAAACGUUUAAAAGACUGUAAAUGGUGUGUGCAUUACUACAUUGCAGAAGGAAGAGGUCAAGCUAAAUUGCACUGGUAUUUAAACAUAAUCAUACUAUGAAAAUAAAUCAAAACAUCACGUAAAAGGAGUAUUUUAAAUGUUACACACGUUUUCUUUCUGGAAUGACAUGGCUAAGCAGUUCCCUGUGAGCAUAUAUAUAUUUUAAUACAAGUUUACAAAAAUAAAAGUAUAUGAUUUUCAACAAAUGGGAAUAGGUCUACAGCGAAGUAUUAUGAAUAUAUUUUGCUCUUUCUUUCCUAAUGAGGUUUAUCCUUUGGCCAGACAGUUUUAAGACUGAAAUACUACUGGCUAUAGAGUGUAGAUUGCAGAUUGCACGCUACUCAACGUGAAAAGGAGCACGUUUGAUUGAUCGCCUCUGUGUGUGUGUGCACCCAUACACACAACUCUCUGUAGUUGCAUGUGCAUAUAUUUGGCAAAACCGGGCAUCUCUGGGCAUCCUUAUCUUAAGAAAUGUGAGACAAACACCCAUUCCUUUAAUCAUGUUCAUCUUUGAUCACCAGUGAGGGUGACACAGUUCACAAAAUUAACAAAGAAACUCCCUUGCUUUUGAGAGAUAGCUCCAUGUACAUCUGAGUCUGCACACACAUGCACAUGGACACAUGAACACGCAGGCAUACAUCCCAGUAAGUAAAUUAUGGCAUAACUUUUCAUGUAAUUGACACCAGACACCUUUAAUUUUUCAUUUUCAUUCUUUUGACCAGCUUUCACAUUAACAAUCUCAGCCAUAAAUGUUGGUGGCUAUUGAUCGCAAUCCCCUGUGCGUGUGCAAAUCCAUUUUCAAGUCCUCUGCCUUUAAUGUGCGUGUGCGUGUGCAAGGGGCCUCUGACGGCUGUUUAUCAGGAUCUUCCCCAGCCUGCUUGAAGACGACCCCGGAUACACAACGUGUGCCGAUGGCCAAGGGAAAGCACGCACACACACACACACACACGCACAUACAUACACACACACACACACAUACACACACAAAAAGAACCAAACCAAAUGAUGGAGAAGUAAAGAAACAAAGCUCUCUUGUGCGAGAUGCGGAGAAAGAUAUGCAACCGAAAGUGUGUCUCUAGAAAGACCACGAUGAUUUCUCUUUAGCGCCAGCAGCUGUUUUCUCUCGAAACUUUGCUUUUUUUGCCUCUCACUCGAGCGAGAAGGAGAAAGGCAAGGCUGGGGAUCCAGAUGCGAGGAGAGGGAAGAACUCCGCGGAUGGUCUGAGCUGAGCCGAGCAUUGUUCACUGCUGCCUCUCGGUUACGUUUAAAGGCUGAAAUAUCACGAGAUCCACCUCAAUGAUCCUUUUCUAAUUCGAGGGACAAAAUGUAAUUUGCUGUAGCUUGCUUUCUCGGAUGGGAAUACUAUCCCUGGGUUUCAGAGGGAAGAACUAGGCAUCGCGGUUGUCGCACACACAUGGAUUAAGUUGAACAGCGGCGAUUACAUCUGCGCUGAGAGCAACAGUAGUCCAGGGCUGACUUUUCAAAUCUCAGCCCUCCGAGUUAGAGGCUCCCUUGAAUAGACUUCCUCCAUUCCCGGAUGCACUUCUCCAAAUUCCCACUUCUCUCUCGAAUUCCUGUGAAAUUGGGGGCUUGCCUGCAUUUCGCCUUGGCAUGCAAAACGGCGUUUUCACAGAGUGAUUAUGCGCUUUCUUUUAGCUGUACCUGACGGGGUAACACGAACUCCACGCACCAUAUUGCCAACACGCGGAGUGGAUAUUGACGUUUGGGAUUGAAGAUUUUUUUUUUAUUUUUUUUUUCCUCCGUCGAUUUUUUUGCCAAGUCACAGCAGUAUGAGAUGUCUCAUUAAUCUCGCGGAUGUGUCUAAUUCUGGAUGUGCAGUGAUACAUAAAAGUGCUGGUGUUUGUAUCCAGCGGAACACUGGAUGCACGGCAGAGAUUGGUGAUUUUUUUUUUCGCAGCGCCUAACGUGCAAACCGCAAGCAUCACUUUAACGUGACAAGGGAGAGGCAUGCAGCUAUCGCAACAUUUGCGAAAUCCUCGUUCUUGACACUCGAAUAAUUUAACGUUCCUGAGAAGAGGUUAAACCUUCAUGCUGCUUCUUCAAAUUGAUUUUAAGGGGCUGAUAUAAAUGGAGCAUCAAAAAGCUUCGGCAGAGCUACUCCGAGCGGAAUAUGCAAACUGCGAGCCAGAAGCAUCCUAGCUCGAUGCAAUAUCGUACAUUGUGUGUUCCAGCACUUUUUUGUUAUUACGUAAAGGCUCCUGGAAGCACCUUGGAUAUUUUACAUUCUCCUUUCUCUGCUGGAAGCAAUCAGGACGCAGGAAUCCUGACGUGGGCUCUGGGACUAUAGGACAUUCCAGCUCGUGAUCCAGCACGGUUAAUCGUGAAAAGUGUAUACAUUUCUGGCUUAUCUAUGCUUUGUUAUGGGUCUGACGUGAGCUCACGUCCUCCUCCCCCCCUCCUGCAAUAUUACAGGCAGAAUUUCGGUUAAAAGUGUUAUAGUAUCACGGUGCGGGAACCCGUGAUAUUCACACAGCAAAAAUAACCUUAGUACCCGGCUAUAAAAAGCUAAUUAAGCAGAAGAGGAAAAUCGAGAGAAACUCGAAAAUGUAAGUACUCCCUCUCGUUAACAACCGAACAUUUAACUUUGGAGCCUCAGAAGGGGAAAUACCAGGCUGUUCUGCACGUUUUCGCUAAGCUUCAUUUUCCACACAAUGCAGAAUAAAACGCUAGUUUAAAGCGGCUACGUUACCGAAGGAUUUUCCAUCGCUACAAUCAGACUUAUGUCCUUUAAAUUCACGGCAUGCACAAAAGAGCAACGUUUGUCCAAAACAGGCUGAAAAUAUACGGAACGAUAGGGGGGGAAAAGCAUACAAAUCCUUCCUCCGAAGCUAGCGACGAGGAAGUCUGAGAGAGCUGAGUGUGUUUGAGCUCGGAUUGUUUAAUAGAAAGAUUUAUAUACUAACUGUAUUAUUUACUUUGGGAGGGGAGGUGGCAGUAUAAGGGUAUGCUAAUUAGUGGGAGAUUUUUUGGGGGAAGGGGUGGAAUAUCAAUUUUUAUUGCAUCACCUGUCAGGAGUGUCCAAUCAGCGUUGGCUUUAGGGGAAUUAAUUGAUGAAGGUGUCUCCGGACGAGCUCACUUCACUCUGUCAUUUUAUUUGUAGCUAAAGCAGCGGCGGGAAUAGCAGCUGCAUUCUUUUCUCUUCCUCCCUUCACAUUCCAUUAUCAUAGUUUCCAAUGGAAAAGCAGGGAAUGAAAGGGAAACAGGUACUGAUCUUCAGCAGCAACUUAGAGAAACACUUUGGCAAACCUGAUUUUUAAGAUUAUAUACUGAUUGUGGUCUCACGGUAUUUUUUAAUUUAUUUUUUAAAAUUUUGUCUAAAGUUUGGCACUUCAUUCACCAGGAAUAACAGCCUUUGUUAUAUUUUAUUAGCAGGAUGCCUUGAGACAAAUACAGCAUCUGGCUGAGGAUUGUGUGUGUGUGGCUUUUUCUUUUUUUUUUUCCUUUUUUUUUUUUCAUCUCUCUCUCUCUCUGCAAAUGCUGGGAAUAAUUUAAUUCACGAAAUGGGAGACCUGAAGUCGGGUUUUGAAGAGGUGGAUGGCGUGAGGCUCGGCUACCUCAUCAUUAAAGGAAAGCAAAUGUUUGCACUCUCCCAGGUUUUUACAGACCUGCUCAAAAACAUCCCGCGAACUACCGUGCACAAGCGAAUGGAUCAUUUAAAAGUAAAAAAACAUCAUUGCGACUUGGAGGAGUUGAGGAAACUCAAAGCCAUCAACUCCAUCGCUUUUCACGCUGCCAAAUGCACCCUGAUCUCCAGAGAGGACGUGGAAGCCCUAUACACAUCCUGCAAAACCGAACGGGUUCUUAAAACGAAACGGAGGAAACUAAGCCGGGCGCUGUCUGCCACGGAUCUCCGGCCGGAGCUCGCUCCCGCCGACCCCUUCUCCGGCUUCUGGAAGGAGAAAAACUCUUGGCUGGGUCUGAGCGACUCUCCUCGGCCGCUGCUUCACGUCCGGAGGAAAGCUCUGCGCCCGGGGGACACAGCCUUGCUACCGGCCGCUCAUCUACCUCACAUUUUUAGUAAAUACACUGGCCACAGCUACCCAGAAAUCGCUCGGGCGCCUUGCAAAUCCCCCGUAAACUAUGAAACGGCGCCGGCGGUGGGGCGGCUGCGUGCCCCUGCGCUCCCGCCGCCCGCUCGCCGCCGCGGCGAGGCCCCGGCUCCCGACCGCCGGUCCCCCGCCCCUGCCCGCCCGCUGCCGCCGCCGCCGCCACGGGGCGGCCGCCGCCGCCGUCACGCUGGCCCCCCCGGCGGCGCCCGCCGGCCCCUGGCCCUGCCCCGGCCCUGCCGGCCCCGCGGCGCCCCGCGGCUGCCGCUGCCUCUGCCCCGCGGCUUCGGGCCGCCCGCCUUCCCCGAGAGCGGCAGCAGCGACUCGGAGUCCAGUUGCUGCUCGGGCCGCGCCGCCCACGACUCGGACUGCGGCUCCAGCCUCUCCAGCUCCAGCGAGGGCAGCUCGGAGGAGGAGGACGAGGAGGAGGAGGACGAGGAGGGCAGCGGGGCCUCGGACUCCAGCGAGGGCAGCUCGGAGGAGGAGGAGGAGGAGGAGGAGGAAGAGGAGGAGGAAGAGGAGGAGGAGGAGGACAGCACCUCGGACUCCGACUCCAGCUCGGUCUCCAGCCAGGUUUCGGUGCAGAGCAUCCGCUUCAGGCGCACCAGCUUUUGCAGCCCGCCCGGCGUGGUCCACGCCAACUUCUUGUACCAUCUGGCGGCCGCCGCCGCCUCCCGACCCCCGGCCCCGGCGGAGCCCGGCGGGCUGCCCGCCCUCCGCGGCGCUCCCGGCGGAGUCAAGCCGGAGCUGCCGGAGGAGUGGGGCUGCCCCGGCUGGGCUCCCGCCGCCCCGGCGCUGCGCUGCUCCGGAGCUGGGAGCUGCUUCGCGGAGAUAAGAGACGAUAGGGUAUCCGAACUCACAUUCCCACACUCUGAAUUUUCCAAUAAUGCCAAGAGUACUGACCUAACAAUUAACUGUGUUGCAAAGGGGGCCUCUUCACCUAGCCCAAAGACAAACAAUGCAUUUCCACAACAAAGAAUACUCAGAGAGGCAAGGAAAUGCCUUCAAGCAACUACUACACACCGUGUAGAUAACAAUACAAUAGCUGCUAGGUUCUUAAAUAAUGAUUCUUCAUCAGCGGCAGCAAAUUCAGAGAAAGAUUCCAAAAUCCCUCAUUGUAUUGAAUUUGCCACGGAUUUGCCCUCUUUACAAACUGAUCCUGCGGAGGAUGCUGCUUCUCCAGGGGCAGCAGCAGCUGAGCUCCAGUGCACUGAUACAGGCAAUAAGGCAUUGCCAUUCCUGCACAGCAUUAAAAUCAAAAUAGAGGACAGCAGUGCGAACGACGAGUAUGAGCCUGAUCUUACAACACAUAAGCUAAAGUGUGAGUGCAAUGAUACUAAGGAUGAAUUUUACGGUGUGACUGAGAGUAAUAACCAGGACGCUUUAUUAACAGCCAAGGAAGAUUCUGCAUGCACUGAGAAAGAAACCACUUCCUUAAACCCACUGACUCAGAGUCAGGUCCUCUCAUGCACUUUAGGUACUCCAAAACCUGAGGAUGGGGAGUAUAAAUUUGGAGCAAGGGUGAGAAAAAAUUACAGGACACUGGUUUUGGGAAAGCGACCUGUACUGCAGACUCCUCCAGUCAAACCAAAUUUGAAAUCAGCUCGAAGCCCACGUCCUACAGGUAAAAUCGAGACACAUGAAGGAACACUGGAUGAUUUUACAGUUAACAAUAGACGCAAAAGGGUAGCCAGCAAUGUAGCAUCAGCAGUGAAAAGGCCAUUUAAUUUCAUGGCAAAUUUUCCCUGUCCACCAUCACUAAUUAUUGGCAAUGAUGGGGAUUUGCCAGCUUAUUCCUUAAACACCACUAAGGAUUCCCAACCACCUCACAAGGCCCAUCCUGUAUGGAAAUGGCAGCUGGGCGGUUCUGCAAUACCUCUUCCACCUAGCCACAAAUUCAGGAAAUUUAAUUAAUAAAGUAGUUUGGAAAAUAUUUUCUUGAACCACUUUAACUUUCUUACCUUUUUUUUUUUUUUUUUUAAACUCUGCAGCAUGGUUUGUACAAACCCAUUAAUGCUAUACACUUUUGGAAUCCUGUUUUAUCACAUUCUGAAGACAGAAACGGAUUACUAUUUUAUUUACCAUUACAACAGUGGGGGAUUUUUUUCCUUGUUUUGGGGUUUUGGUGGGGGUUUUUUGGUUCUUGUUGGUUUGGGCUUUUUUGUUUGUUUGUUCUGUUGCAUUGUUUUUUGUUUUUUGUUUUUGUUUUUUUUUAUUAUGUUACAUUCCACAGAGUACUUCAGGCUAAAGACUCAAGUUAAACUCAGUAUUAUGGUAGAGCUGGAACACUUUACUGUUUAAAUGCUAAUAAUGCACCAGUACCUCAAUUCAACUGCUGCAAAUAAAUGUCAAAAGGUUGAAUAAUAAAUAUUAGAAUGAGCCAUUAAAUUUAUGCACUAGAUUUUGAAAAUGGAACUCUAACUGUUAAUUCAGUUAAACUUUGUUAAGUUACAUGGUUGCACAGUAAGGGUUCACUAUAAUUCAAUGUGGCAGCAGUCUACUUUUCGGGAGCUUUGUUUUCGGGUGCAGGGGUGUCUUUUUCGAAGAGCAGUUGCACUUACUCAUUUUUCUCCGGUUUGGAAAAGACUGGGGUCUGCCUGUGACCCCAGCGCUGGGAAAAGCUGCCUCAUUUGAAACCAGUAAAUAAAUGUGGAAUUCUAUUUUUGGUAAAAGGGUGUCUUUUUACUUGUACAGCCACUCUUUGUAAUUGGGAAGCCUUUUUGUUUCACCCAGAGGUCUUAAAUAAGGUUACUGUUAUCCACUAAUGUCAUACUUAAGUUGUGGUCUGAACAUGCCCCUUACAAACUUGCAAAGCAACUAAAAUAUUUGCCCGGCCAGCAGUACAAUUUAUGGUCCAGCCCCUCAUGCUGGCUGGAGGAAAUAGCAAAGCAGUAAAUACAACACAGAAAGUGAAACGAGAGGCCGUAAGUGGAAAGAUUACACAAAAUGAGAAUACCAUGUUAUUCAUAGCUUUUUGGCAACAAAACUCAGGCGAUUCAACCAUAUUACACUUCCCGGUUCUACCCUCAUCUCUUGAAAUUUACUGUCGUGGGGUUUUUUGCCAUGCCAUCCUCUCUAUGUAGCAGAAACAUUUCUACUGCACGUGACAAUCAGAGGCAAUUAUCUAUAUUUGCACUUAAUAUCGAAAUAGUCGAACAGGCAGACUUCUAGAGUCUAGCCCUCGGUAAGACAUGCUGGUAUAAUAUAUUGUGAUGAUGGAAGCAGUAAAUCAAAAUUAUGGAAAUUUGCACUGUUGAAAAGCAUGCUUUAGCUUUAUUUUCAAUUAAAAACACUGUUU
Messenger RNA from Catharus ustulatus (Swainson's thrush), 7976 nucleotides. RefSeq names its product SKI/DACH domain containing 1 (gene SKIDA1). NCBI's taxonomy places the organism in Eukaryota, Metazoa, Chordata, Aves, Passeriformes, Turdidae. The record is from RefSeq and is a predicted model, not a curated record.